This is a messenger RNA of Misgurnus anguillicaudatus (oriental weatherfish), 1040 nucleotides long. RefSeq names its product MAPK regulated corepressor interacting protein 2 (gene mcrip2). NCBI's taxonomy places the organism in Eukaryota, Metazoa, Chordata, Actinopteri, Cypriniformes, Cobitidae. The record is from RefSeq and is a predicted model, not a curated record.
GAGUUUCAUUGGAGACAGACAGCACGGUCUUGAGACGGACAUAUCCGAGCCUGAAUACGGUGACGCUCUUAACCUUGAGUGACCUUACGCGUGCUGUACGUAAACAUAUGCUCGGUGCAAGCCGGACUAUAGUAACGUUACGUCAGAUUUAACACCGGUAUCUGCGUCAAGAGAGCUGAAGGGGACCGUGUGACGUUGUCCGGCGUGCGCGUCAUCGUGACAUUCGCGUCGACCGAUCCGUAGACCUCGCGUGGACCGACGGACGCAUCUAUCGUGCCGCAGGGGUUCACCAGAAACCUCUCACAUGAUGUACACAAUAACCAGAGGUCCCAGCAAACUUGUUACACAACGCAGAACAGGUCCCACGCAACAGAUUGAAAGUAAAGCAAACGACCUGAAACCGAAGCAAAGUCACUGGUUUGCAUCGGAUUCCCCCGCACCCAAGAUUGUAUUUCAUCGAUUGAACGGAAAGCGCUACCACAGAUCAACCUCUCCGAAAUCUGACAGCCCAACUGAAGGAUUCACCCCGGCACACGAGGAGAACGUUCGAUUUGUUUACCAGGCCUGGCAAGAGGUGGAACAGAAACUCGGAGACGGAUCCCAGCCAGAGACCGGGAAAGGUCCAGUGCAGUACGCAGAGAGAAGCCCUAAUCCCGGCAUGAAGAAUUUUGUGCCUAUUGACCUUGAGGAGUGGUGGGCGCAGCGCUUCCUGGCCAACAUUGCCAAUCUGUCAUGACAGGUGCAUGAUGGGACAUGAGGAGAUGUCUUGACUAAAGCAGGGUGAAGGAGGGCAGAUGCAGUCUGACUGUCUUGAUGAUCUGAUUUAAGAGAUGUACACUGCACAAGUUCUGCCUCUCCAUUUGAACUCUGGACCCCGACUCUCUCAUUCCCUCACGCACAUAGAAGACGAUCAGAGAUUUUACUUCUGCUUUUCUUUCUAUCUUGUGCGCUAAGAUGAGAUGUCUGUUUUUCCUGACAGAUCUUUGCAAAAAAAGUGAUGUUAUAAAACGAACAAAAAAAUACAGAAUUGUUUUUGAAGA